AUGUUCAAAGCUCAUUCUAUGCACACAGUAGACCUCACCAAAAUGGAACAUGCCAUGGAAACCAUGAUGUUCGUGUUUCAUAAGUAUGCUGAAAAUAAAGGCUACUUAGCAAAGGAGGACCUGAGAGUACUCAAGAAAAAGGAGUUCCCUAAACUUUUGGAAAAUCAAAAAGAACCUCUGACCAUAAACAAAAUAGUGAAGGACCUAGACGAGUGCCAAGACAGCAGUGUGGGCUUCCAGAGCUGCUUUAAGCUGUCAAGCUCACCGUCACAUGCAAUAACAUUUGUAAUUCACAUGAAGAAGGAAAGAAAGUAG
Messenger RNA from Pipistrellus kuhlii (Kuhl's pipistrelle), 315 nucleotides. RefSeq names its product protein S100-A10-like. The record is from RefSeq and is a predicted model, not a curated record. Gene Ontology annotation, cellular component: cytoplasm. Gene Ontology annotation, molecular function: transmembrane transporter binding. Lineage: Eukaryota; Metazoa; Chordata; Mammalia; Chiroptera; Vespertilionidae. The transcript has 2 exons. The coding region runs from base 1 to 315 and encodes 104 amino acids.